AUGCAUCAAUGUAGAUGUCUAACGAUCCUUUUCGCCUGUAUUUUGUAUAUGGUGUGGGGUUUACCUUCUUUGGAAAUGUUACCGCGGAUGAUCGCUUAGGCUUUGGUUGGAAAUGAAACCUUUCCAGCCAUUAUUGGCCACCCUCGCCGCCCCCAAACCCCCGUCUCCUCUCGCCGGAAACAUGAGCAAGAGGCGGAGGGUCAAGCCUCCGCUGCAGCCUCCCUCCACCCCUCUUCCUUCUUCUCCAUCGCCGUCCCCGCCGACGAAACGGAAGCAUGGCUCGACUGCUCCCCGUCUCAAGCCCCAGCGAUCCCUCUCCGCCCCUUUGGCCGAUGCUGCUUCUGGAGAAUGGGAGCUCCUCCCUGUCUCCCGCUCCGAGCUAUCCCUCUCCCUCACCUUCCCCACUGGCCAGACCUUCCGGUGGCGCCGCACCGACCCCUCCCGCUUCACCGGCGUUGUGGGGCCCUACCUCCUCUCCCUCCGACACCUCGAGGGCGAUCCCUCUGGCCGCGUCGCCUUCAUGCUCCACAAUUCGGACGGCGGCAGAAGCGCCGCCGUGCGAGACGCCCUCGCCGACUACCUCAACCUCGGCGUGUCCCUCGCCGACCUCUGGAGCCGCUUCUCCGGCGCCGAUCCACGCUUCGCCGAGCUAGCCGGCCAGUUCGACGGCGGCGCCCGUGUCCUCCGGCAGGAACCCGUGGAGUGUGUUUUCCAGUUCCUCUGCUCCUCUAAUAACAACAUCGGGCGGAUUGAGAAGAUGGUCGGCGUGCUGUCGUCGUUUGGGGAAUAUCUCGGGACGGUCGGAGGGUUCGAAUUUCAUGAGUUCCCGUCGCUUGAGAGGUUAUCUCUUGUCACAGAGCAGCAGCUGCGAGAGGCUGGCUUUGGUUACAGGGCAAAAUACAUUGUUGGUGCAGUUAGAGCUCUGCAAGCAAAGCCUGGUGGAGGUGCAGAGUGGCUUGCCUCUCUUCGUGGGUUGAAGCUUGAUGAGGUGAUCGAUGCACUUUGCACUCUACCAGGGGUGGGACCUAAGGUCGCUGCUUGCAUUGCUCUUUUCUCCCUUGAUCAGCACCAUGCCAUCCCUGUCGAUACUCAUGUUUGGCAGAUUGCAACCCGAUAUCUUAUGCCAGAGCUUGCAGGCACACGGCUGACUCCGAAGCUCUACAGAUGUGUGUCUGAGGCAUUUGUGGCCAAAUUUGGGGAAUAUGCCGGUUGGGCACAGAAUGUACUUUUCAUUGGUGAAUUACCUUCUCAGAAGGUUCCUAUUCGAUUAGACGUUGCCACCCUGAGCAAGACAGAAUCUGGUGAUGAUGAAAAACGAGAGACAAAAAUUGCAGUCGCUAAUAUAUUGUCAGACGAUGGCUCAAUCACUAGAGUUGAAGAUGUUUCCUAGCCUUUAGCAAAAUUAUGAUAGCUUUUAACCCAAAUAUGCUGCUGCAUUGGAGUCCUUGGACGUGCUACUGGCUCGCAAUGGAGUUCCUGUUGACAAAUUGCAUUUGGAUGUGCCAUAUGUGGAGGCUUAUCGUGCAGGUAAAACAUGUACGACCUAUUUUGCCUGAAGCUAAAACAUAUAUGCAAUUCUUGACACAGCUAUAUCUGAAAAAAAAUUUCCUGGUGAGUUAUGAACAUUUUAUUUUGGUUAUGAACAUCACGUAACAUUUAUAUUAACUUUUUAUCACUUGAAAUGAGGAUUUUUUUUUGGAAUA
Molecule: messenger RNA, 1703 nt
Organism: Musa acuminata subsp. malaccensis (wild Malaysian banana)
Lineage: Eukaryota; Viridiplantae; Streptophyta; Magnoliopsida; Zingiberales; Musaceae
Product: N-glycosylase/DNA lyase OGG1
Biological process (GO): nucleotide-excision repair; base-excision repair, AP site formation; base-excision repair
Cellular component (GO): nucleus
Molecular function (GO): damaged DNA binding; 8-oxo-7,8-dihydroguanine DNA N-glycosylase activity
Source: RefSeq, a predicted model, not a curated record